AUCACAGGGUCGAGUGUUUCACUGGGUGUGGUUUAGAGGAGAGACUGCGCGCGUUUUAUCAUUCCGCUCACCUGAGCCUUUGCCAAAGCUGGAGGCGGGAGCGUAUAUAUACUGUAUAUAUAAGCCAAGACAUGAUAGUGAGUGAGAAUCCUUCAGAUUCCAGGAGCAUCUCUCCACUGCCUGCGGGUUAUUUCACAUCACCAUGUAUAUAAACGCACCCGAAUCGUGCAAUUUCAUGUUUUUAUUUUGCUUUUUAAUAAGGAGUGGUCUGACUUUGAAGAAUGAUGCUACGGAGAUUUUCUACACCCAUGUGGUCAGUCCCGUUGAGGAUACUACUCAGAGCAACGCGUCUCUGAACCGCGCGCGCACCGGUGGAAGAGGCUUCACUGCGCACGAGAGAGAACGAGUCCCAGUCGGCUGCAGAGAGCUGCGGUCCACAAAGUACAUCUCAGACGGCCAGUGCACCAGCAUAAACCCUGUUAAAGAACUGGUGUGCACAGGACAGUGUCUUCCUGCUCAGAUGCUGCCCAAUUGGAUCGGCGGAUACGGUAGGAAGUUCUGGAACCGCCGAAACAAUCAGGACUGGCGCUGCGUGAACGACAAAACCCGGACCCAACGGAUUCAGCUCCAGUGCCAGGAUGGCAGCACCAGGACCUACAAGAUCACAGUGGUGACCUCCUGCAAAUGCAAAAGAUACACACGGCAGCACAACGAAUCUGGAGUCAAGUCUGAGGGAUACGCUCAUACACAGAUAAAAAAGCAAAAAACCAAAGGGGGCACUGGGAUGGAACGCUAAAUGAGUCUCUGCUCGGACUGAGCUACUAGAUUUUCUCAUUUAAAUGAACUUGGUAUGAACGAGAGAGCUUGUGACGUCAGCUCACAGGAGCAAUGAACUUUCUUUGUGCUGCCUUUGUGAGCAAGUGCAGGGCUCUGAGUUCACUGUGAAACUUUGGAAGCAAGAGAAAAAGACUAAAUCUCAUCAUCAACAUAAUCACAAUUAACAUGCAGCCCAUGUGACCCUGAUGUGUCGAAAGAGAUUGGCAAUGACAACUGCAUAUUGCAUUACAAAAAUGAUUAGAAACACGCCUGUGAUUCUAAUAGUUUUUGUCAUCACUGCCUGAUAUGUGUGGUAAUCACUUGCUGUAGUAUAUACUUUAAGCAACAAUAGGAGCAGUUCUCAAACCUGGGAAAUGCAUAGCUACAUGUGAAUUAAAUGUCUGUAAAUAUACAUAUGCAUUUGUUUGUGUAAUUAAUUGUUUUGCAGGACCUUUAUGUGUUAAAAAAUGUAAUGUGACGUAUAAGCUGAUGUAAUAUAUUUUGCCUUGACUUUGAAACAUUUUAGUUUGUGCAAGCAUUAUUCAGACAAUAUAUUGCACUAUAGUGACAAUGCUCAUAUUGGCUAUUAUGGUGUAAAAGCAUUAAAAUGAAAACAUCUGAAAA
This is a messenger RNA of Ctenopharyngodon idella (grass carp), 1440 nucleotides long. It is a transcript of the gene sostdc1a, whose product is annotated as sclerostin domain containing 1a. The coding region runs from base 203 to 796 and encodes 197 amino acids. The record is from RefSeq and is a predicted model, not a curated record. Gene Ontology annotation, biological process: negative regulation of BMP signaling pathway; negative regulation of Wnt signaling pathway. The transcript is spliced from 2 exons. NCBI's taxonomy places the organism in Eukaryota, Metazoa, Chordata, Actinopteri, Cypriniformes, Xenocyprididae. Gene Ontology annotation, molecular function: BMP binding.